Messenger RNA from Necator americanus (New World hookworm), 2112 nucleotides. RefSeq lists its product as uncharacterized. The record is from RefSeq and is a predicted model, not a curated record. Bases 1 to 2112 code for a protein of 703 amino acids. The transcript has 20 exons. NCBI's taxonomy places the organism in Eukaryota, Metazoa, Nematoda, Chromadorea, Rhabditida, Ancylostomatidae.
AUGGAGGUAUUACUGGUGCCCGUUGAAUCAAAUCGGCGGACAAAAGGAGCACAGGUGGUGUCAUAUGGAGGUGUGGACGUCUUCAUAGAUGGAAGAGAACGACCAUUCUGUCAUGCGUAUCUGUAUUCAUCAUACUUGGAAAUAUGGAGACAUACAAAAACCCGCGUUCGCCAUUGGAAUCUUAUGAUAGGUUUUAACGCAGAAGCAAGCGUGCUAAGCUACUCAUCUACCAGGAAGAAUAUCGGAUACUUAUACGCUAUCAUGAAUGGAGCAGAAUGGAUUUACGAUGUCGACGAAAGCGUGAUUCCAUCAAAUAUUUCGCUCUCGAUGUUUGACUAUGGAGGGGGACACAGCGGGCUUCAGUAUUUAGCCGUGGAAUGUACACCUGUAAAAGAAAGGAUUUUCAACCCAUAUAUCUUUUUUGGAGGCCAUCAACACUGUCCACAUGGAUUUUUAGGGGAACAUUGUCGGAGCUUUAAGAACUGUAGGAAAUGUGUACGAUCUUGCCGUUACAUGAGGACAGCCACGAUUCAGCACGGAGUACCAGCGAGGGGAUUGAGCAAGUUCGCUCCACCUAUAAUUUUAAAAGAUACAUUCUCACCAUGGUACUCCUUUAACACGUUAUUCCAUAGAAGAGCAUUUUUUGUCUUAUUUCUUUCAACACUUGGAGGGCGAGCAUCCAUUGUGCUGCGGUCUUUCUUUGCACAAAAGCUUUUGCACAUUCUUGGAGACACUACCGCUAUUAAUCCAUUUCACGACAUUCAACAAAGAACCCUGACAACAUUUUCGGAAAACGAAACCUCUGAGAAAGCAUUCCAACCGGAUCCAAACUUCAUUAAAUUCUUAGUCUCAUGGGAAUGUCAAAACGUUAACAUAUCGGAGUGUGCGCUUGCUCUAGCAGGGGAGUUCAGGGAUCGAAGCUACUGGAAAAAUGAAGAUUAUUCGAUUUUCGAGAAGUGGAUAGACAGUCUUCGUUUUCUAAGAUACAAAUUUCCAUCAGCGGUAGAUGAUGAACCCGAUUCGCCUCAGCCACCAUAUCGGAAUUGCAGGUCCGCCUACGUCAAUUUUACUUCAACAACGAUGUUAAACACAUCGCAACCGGAUGUUGAACUAGCACGAAGAAAAUUGAAUUUCCUCAAGGAUUUGAGCGUAUGGUGCGGAAAAGCACUUCGUUCAGGUAAAAAGUUACGCUCUGUAUCUGCGAAAGAACUGGCGAUACUCCACAGCAAGAACGUUGCAUUAUCAGAGAAACUAGAUACGGUUUUGGUGAUCAUCAAUAAUUAUCCAUGGCACAUGAGUUUCGGGAUUUUACAGCGCAUCCAUCUACCGUAUUUUGGUCUUGUUAUAUUUUGUGGAACAUUUGAUGGAAGAGUGCUGAAAAAAAGAGGAUUUCCGCCAACUAUGGAUGCUUUUUCUUUCGUUGAUGUGAGUAAGGAAGAAAUAGUAAGAGGUAUUUAUCUAUACUAUUGCUUGCUGAAGGUUGCAGAAAUGAAACUACGCAAUAUUAGAGGAUAUUUUGUUACAGCUGAUGAUCUAGUUUUUAAUUUCUGGCACAAAAUCGAUUUAGAUGUUACGUAUCAUCCUCUGGGAAUAAUACCUAAAAGCGUUCCUGGAUGGUACAAUGGAACGGCUGGUACUCCGGCUUUACAAAGAGCUGUGACACUCUUCACGAAAACUUAUAAGGAUUAUCCUGCUGUGCAAGCGGUAUGGAAAAAAUAUGAAGAAGGGGUGCUAAAAUACAAGAAAGUAAAAAAUGCUUCUGAUUAUCUCAUUGCAACUAACGGUUUCGCUGCUAGCGAUUUCUUUUACGUUCCGUCAACAGAAAUCACAUUCUUUUGCGAUUUUAUGGAAAUUCUAUUCGAAGCCGGAGUCUUCAAAGGAAUUGCCGUUCUCAAAUUUCUUGCCAGUGUUAAACAUAAUGUACCACCGCAGUGCAAAGUAGCAAACCGUAUGACUCGAGAACGCUGGCCAAACUUCUACACUGGCGAUUUGAUAAUGCUACAUCCACUAAAACCCAGCACUCUCAGAAGGCGAUCCGAAAAACAAAGAUACUGCUCUGUGGUCAUAAGUACAUUCGUGGAAGCGCUGCUCAAUCCUGACACAUUUUUCUGA